GGAGGGAGAAUAAAUGAAAACAAACUUUUUUUGUAUAUAAUUCCAGGACUAAACUAUUGACAAGUGUAAAGGAGGUUGGCUGUGGGGGUUUCAAUUGCCUCUUGGUAGACAAUAUUGCUACAGUCCGCCAACUUAUUUGUUUGCUUGUGUGCUAAGUAAUUUGAGAGACUCGGUUUGACUCUGCGUGCCUAACAAUUCCAGUCGUGGUUGAGAUCCACUUCCAGGUUUUGCGGCGGGCCGUGAAUGUGUGUGAGAGUGUGUGCGAGGGGCAACAGCGCGGCGUGAACGCAGCAGUGGGAAGCAGAAAGACUAUGGCCGCCUCUCUGACUCUGACUCAGCUCUCCAGUGGAAAUCCCAUUUAUGACAAAUACUAUCGACAGGUUGAUCCCAGAGGCAGCGGGAGAGUGGCAGCAGCUGACGCAGCUCUGUUCCUGAAGCGGUCGGGCCUGGCUGACCUGGUUCUGGGAAAGAUCUGGGAUCUGUCUGACUCUGAAAGGAAGGGUUCUCUCAACAAACAGCAAUUUUUUACCGCACUGCGCUUGGUGGCUUGUGCUCAGAAUGGCCUGGAGGUGGCACUCAAGAGCCUUAAUGUGGCUGUUCCACCCCCAAAAUUUCAGGAUACAAGCAGCCCGUUGUUAGCAGGGGGAUUGACCACCGAUCUUACCUGGGUUGUCAAGCCUGAAGAGAAGUUGAAGUUUGACUCCAUCUUUGACAGCCUUGGUCCAGUCGGGGGGAUGCUCACAGGAGACAAAGUCAAGCCUGUCCUGCUCAACUCGAAACUGCCAGUCGACAUUUUGGGCCGGGUGUGGGAGCUUAGUGACAUCGAUAGAGACGGCAUGUUGGACAAAGAUGAAUUCUCUGUGGCCAUGUAUCUGGUGUACAGAGCUCUGGAAGGAGAAACAGUUCCCGUGUCUCUCCCACCUCCCCUGGUUCCACCCUCCAAGAGGAAAAAAGCCUCGGUACCUCCAGUGAUGCCCUUGUUACCCUCGCCCCCCUCCGUCAAAGAUAGUCGUGCCUCCCAUGCUGGCUCUAAGACCAUGCCCCUCCCCCCUAAACCCGCCCCGACGCCAGCAGCUGCCCCUUGGGUGGUGUCGUCAGCGGACAAAGCCAAAUAUGACGAACUCUUCAGCAAGACAGACGGAGACAUGGAUGGGCUGGUGUCUGGACCUGAAGUCAGAGAUAUCUUUCUCAAAACGGGUCUGCCAUCUGCCACGCUCGCACGCAUCUGGGAGCUUUGUGACAUUGGCGACAUCGGAAAACUGACCCGAGAGCAGUUCACACUGGCGCUACAUCUGAUCAAUCAGAAGUUGACGAGAGGUCUGGACCCUCCACAGAGCCUCUCACCAGAGAUGAUCCCUCCCUCUGACAGACUAAAUAUCAAACAGAAUAAUAUGGCCAACCUGACAGCUGACUUCUCUGCCAUCAAGGAGCUGGACUCUCUUAGUAAUGAAAUUUUUGAACUACAAAGGGAGAAAACCACAGUGGAAGAAGAGAUCAAGGAGAAGGAGGAGGCCAUCAGCGAGCGCAGCAGCGAGGUCCAGGACUUGCAGGGUGAGGUGGCGAGAGAGAGUGAGGUGCUGCAGCAGCUCCAGACUCAGCGGCAGAAGGUGCAGGAGGCCUUGGAGGAGCUGGACCAACAGAAGGGCUCACUGGAAGAGCAGCUGGCCCACAUUCGCCAGCAGACUAACCAAGAGAGCCAACUGGUGGGUUUGGCAGAAGGCUAUUGUCACCUCCCUGAAAACCAAAAGAUUACAUCACUGCAGUUGGAGCAUGAGGAGCAGGAGCAGAGGAUAUGUCAGUACGAGGAGGAGCUGGUCCAGGCUCGAGAGGAACUUCUGGCUCUGCAGGAGGAGAGCAGGAAGCUGCAGGAGAAGGUCCAAGCUGCACAAGAGCAACUCACACCUCUGCAGGAGUCUGUACGGGACUCCUUCACACAAGUUGCCCAGGUCCAACACAAACUUAACGACCUUCAAGUGGAAGAGAGGUCGAUGGAAGCCCAGCUGAGCUGGAAGAGAGCUUUGGAAGAUGACUCUCCUGUCAUGGUCAAUGGAUCGGCAGGGCCCACACCACAGCUGCAACAUAGGGACCCCUUCCAGCAGGACCUCUUCCAGGACGACCAACCUAAAGAGCUGAAGGGCGAAGAGCCAGCUGCUGACUCAAACACUCAGAAAGAACUCUUAGAACAAACAGAGAAAGGAGUGAGCGAAGAAAAAGAGGAAGAGAAGGAGGAAGAGCGCCCCAAGACACCAGAAGAGGAAAAACUGAAGCCAGAUGCUUUGGAUGACCUCUACACUAGCCUAGCCUCCUCUGAGAAGUACAUAAAUCUGCCGACGCUCACCAAGCCACAGGAGAAAACUGUAAAUGAACACAAAAACCCCUCACCUGAUGUCUCCUCAGAAGUCCAAGAUCAUGCAGCAGAGUCACCUAAAACAAGCCCACAAAAGGUGGCAUCACCAGAGCCAGAGGUGAAACCGCAAGCUGCAGCCUCCUCAGAAGUCAUCCCGUCUUCAUUACCAGCACAACCUCUUCCUCAUUGCUCUGCGCUGCCCGCUACCAGCCAGCCCUCUCUGCCCGAGAUGGACUUCUUCCACUCUGACCCAUUUACAGAGCAUGAUCCAUUCAAGAAUGACCUGUUUGGAAAAACAGAUGCUGCUGGUGAGUUUGAGAAAGCAAACACCGAGUGCAUUGCAACCUCCAAAGUUGAACACACCCUGAUCCGUGACGCUGGUCCCGAAAGAAAUAAAAAUCUAUUUGGAGGAGAUCCUUUCAAAGGGUCAGACCCCUUCGCUGCAGACAAUUUCUUCACGCAAACCGCCAGCAACCACUUUUCCUCAGAUGACCCUUUUUCUGGCUCUGCUGACCCGUUUGGUACCACUACUUGUGCGCCAGACCCAGACCUGUUCCCAGCCAAGCGCAACGAUCCUGCCCCAGCAAUGGCAAUAAAACCAGACCCUUUCACCUCCCAGCCCACGAAUCCAAACGCACCAGCCACAGAUCCGUUCAGCUCUACGAGCAACGACACAACUGAAUCGGACCCGUUCGCUCACAAGAUGAACGCCACUGGUGAAGCAGAUCCAUUUGGUUCUCAGUACACUGGGACAGAUCCAUUUAGCACAUCUCCGCCCAGCGCUGGUCUGGCAUUGGACACCACAGCAGCCAGUGACCCUUUUGCUCCAGGUGGUACCACAGUGAGUGCCAACUCUGACCCUGAUCCAUUUGCUGCUGUGUUUGGGAAUGAAUCGUUCGGAGGGGGCUUUGCUGAUUUCAGUGCCCUGACAAAGUCAAAUGGCGCUGAUCAGUUUGGCGUCAACAACAAGAACCUGUUCCAGGAGGACAGCCAGUCUGCCAAUGCGGACGUUCCUCCGGCGCUGCCUCCCAAAACGGGUACGCCAACUAGACCUCCUCCUCCACCUCCAGGUAAGAGAUCCUCCCUCUCCAGAACAGAGUCCUCGGACUCCUUCCACCGACGUGGCCCCUUCCCUACACAGAACUCGGGAGAGUUCUCCUCCUCUUCCUCCUCCUCCUCCCUGCCUGCCAAGGAUCCCGUAGCUGACCCCUUCGCCCCCUCCUCCCCUACUCGUCAACACGUUCAGGAAGCUGACCGUUUUACCAGCUUUGACAAAUACCCAACGGAGGAAGACAUGAUUGAGUGGGCAAAGCGUGAGAGCGAGCGCGAGGAGAACGAGCGUCUGGCCAGGCUCACCCAGCAGGAACAAGAGGACCUGGAGUUGGCCAUCGCUCUCAGCAAGUCUGAACUCUCCUGAGGGGCUUCUUUCCCUCAUCCAUCACACCCCACCCAAAACCCCCCCGCCACUUUCCCCUCAGUCCGGCACAGCCAGACGUGGCCUGUUUAAGCACCAAAGCGUUAUGGGGACCCUGUAGGACUAAAUAGCGCGUUCUUGGUCUUAAGCAAUGUUGUCCUCAAGACUGUUUUAUCCAACCUGUCGUGAGGUCAGCAGUGGAGAUGAUGAACAGGGAAAACAGUGAUUUUGAGAUUCAUGUCCUUUUGUGACUUACUCCAGAAUAUAACUUAUUCUAAACCUGCACUCAGUUAUAGAGCUUUAUCCACUAACCUUACCCACUACAGUCCAUUUCAGACCAGCUGUUGCUUGUUUUGUGGAGGAUAUUAGCUGUAAAAACGUGUUAAAAAGUCAUCCAACUGGACUGCAGCAGCCUAUGUAAACAGUCAUUUUAUUUCUCCAAGCCCAAACCAGAUGACAACAAGCAGCCAUGAAGUGCAUGCAGGUUCUAACUAAACAUAGAAUAAUCAAACCACGUCCGGCAUGUAAGGCUAGCAUGGUUUAUCUGAGAGAAGCAUGACUCAAACUGCAUCCAAAUAAUGAUUGUGUUAUGAAAUGAGCAUUAAGAUUCAACACGAGUCUCUUUAUAUUUACAGAUGUAAACUAAAGUGUAACAUUUAAGAAUACAACUAUAUCAUUGUUGGCAUCUUUUUAAAAACUGUCAUAACUUGAAUUUUGAUUUAUUAUUUUUUAAAGAAAUCAGUAAAGGGUGCGCCUUUGAAGAUCGGUUUAGCGACAGUUGGGUCCUGUUCUUGAAGCCCCUCUGUGUCUGUGUUUGUUCAAAAGCGACAGCAGACUCCACUUGAACACUGCUUUCCUAACUUUGUACAGCAAAAUGGAACAAAUAAAUGCAUAGAUCGUACACAA
Molecule: messenger RNA, 4667 nt
Organism: Phyllopteryx taeniolatus (common seadragon)
Lineage: Eukaryota; Metazoa; Chordata; Actinopteri; Syngnathiformes; Syngnathidae
Gene: eps15
Product: epidermal growth factor receptor pathway substrate 15
Exons: 25
Coding region: 312-3764 (1150 amino acids)
Biological process (GO): endosomal transport; endocytosis
Cellular component (GO): plasma membrane; clathrin coat of coated pit; cytoplasm
Molecular function (GO): calcium ion binding; cadherin binding
Source: RefSeq, a predicted model, not a curated record